AUGAUUGAACAAUUAGGCUUAAUUUUCCUUACACUAAUACCUCUUGGAUUAGUUGUUCUAUUUAGUAUUUGUUUGUUACGUUCAUUCAAAAUGGCGCCUCGGAGUGAGAAUGAAAAACAUUAUCAAGAUCCAGUGACAAAAUCACGACAACUAUUUCCAUCACUCAAAGAUACACAUUCCAAAUAUCUUUCUGUAAUUAUUCCUGCUUAUAAAGAAGUAGAUCGAUUGCCGACUAUGAUCCGAGAUACAAUGGACUAUAUAGAACAACGUCAGGCUAAAGAUGCAUCGUUCACUUACGAAUUGAUUAUAGUCGAUGAUGGAAGUCCAGAUAAAACUAGUGAAGUUGCAUUAACAUAUAGUGCACAAUAUGGAACAGACAUAGUUCGAGUAUUAACCCUAGAUGCAAAUCGUGGUAAAGGUGGUGCUGUUAGAAUGGGUGUUUUGAGUGCUCGAGGUCAAUGGAUUUUAUUUGCUGAUGCAGAUGGUGCAACCCAAUUUAGUGAUUUUCCAAAACUUGAAAAAAGUGGACAAGCAGCAAUGAAAAAUAAUGAUGUUGUUGUUUGUGGUUCAAGAAGACAUUUAGAAACAGAAUCUGUUGCAAAAAGAUCAGCAUUUCGUACAUUACUGAUGUAUGUAUUUCAUUUUGAAGUUUGGCUAUUUGCUGUGAAAUCUAUUCGUGAUACUCAGUGUGGUUUUAAAUUAUUUUCACGGCAAGCUGCAGAAAAAAUUUUCACACGAAUGCAUGUUGAACGAUGGGCAUUUGAUGUUGAACUUUUAUACAUUGCCGAAAAAUUAAACAUUCCUAUUCUUGAAGCUGAUGUUAAUUGGCAAGAAAUUCCAGGUUCAAAACUCGAUCCAUUUGCUGCUUCAUUACAAAUGGGCAUUGACAUCUUAGCUAUUUGGUUUCGAUAUAUAUUAGGAAUUUGGACCAUACAUCGUAAAAAAGAUUAA
Molecule: messenger RNA, 951 nt
Organism: Rotaria socialis
Lineage: Eukaryota; Metazoa; Rotifera; Eurotatoria; Philodinida; Philodinidae
Source: the annotation of a GenBank genome assembly